UUGUGAUUACUAUUCUGCCGUGUUGUUUUCCGUGUACUUCGUGCCAGCUGAUGGCACAUGUUGCCGCUGUUAUUGCUGCUGCUUGACCGAAUUCAAGCAUUUUGUCAUCGCCUUUUUAUAUAAGACAAAAACAAAAAUACAAAUCUUCGCGACUUUUUUUCAAAAGUGUGUCAGUCUAAGAAAUUCGACGAGAUGAACUCCAAAUAUGAGAACAUGAAAAUCAUCUACAAUCGCAGCAAAAUUGGGUGGUACUGGGCACCACUAUUUGUGGCAUUCUGGUUUUUGCUGUUCUAUUUGGCUGUAGUGCCCAGUUUCCAUCGUAUGCCACCGCUGAAGACGUUACAAGAUGAGCUGGAUCAGCCGGGUCAGUUCAUUGGGGAGCGUGCGGAGGGCACACUGCUAAGGCUAUCAAAGAUCGGUCCCAAAGUUGUGGGGAGUGCUGCAAAUGAGCAAGUCGCUGUCCAGCUGCUGCUCAGCGAGAUAAGUGAGAUUAUUGAUGGAGCUCGCACCGAUCUGUUUGACAUUCAGAAAGAUGUACAGAUUGCCUCCGGCAAUUAUCUGCUCUGGUCCAUGGUGAACGUCUAUCAGAGCGUUCAGAAUGUAAUUGUCAGGCUCUCGCCAAUAAAUGCAACCACCGAGGCGUCUCUUCUAAUCAAUAGUCACUUCGACUCGGUGCCGGGUAGCUCUGGUGCCGGUGACUCUGGCUUAAUGUGUGUCAUCAUGCUAGAGGUGCUGCGCGUGAUAACCAAGUAUGAAACGCCACUCCAAAACACGCUCAUCUUUCUCUUCAAUGGCGCCGAGGAGAAUCCUCUCCAGGGGUCGCACGCAUUCAUCACACAGCAUCCCUGGGCAAAGAAUGUGCGUGCUGUGGUCAAUCUGGAUUCAGCUGGCAGUGGCGGACGGGAGAUACUCUUUCAAUCUGGACCCGAUCAUCCCUGGCUAAUGAAGUACUAUGGUCAACACAUUACACAUCCGUUUGCCUCGACAAUUGGUGAGGAGAUGUUCCAAAAUGGUUUCAUUCCCUCGGAAACCGAUUAUCGCAUAUUCCGCGACUUUGGCAAUAUACCUGGUCUCGAUAUGGCGCACACGCUAAAUGGAUAUGUAUAUCAUACGAAAUACGAUCGCUUCAAUCUAAUUCCAAGACGUACCUAUCAGUUGACUGGUGAUAAUCUUUUGGGCUUGAUCAAAGGCUUAGGUACUGCUCCCGAACUGGAAGAUCCGGCGAAAUAUGCUGAGGGUCAUAUGAUAUACUUUGACGUGUUGGGCUGGUUCUUCAUCUAUUAUCCCGAAAAUGUUGGCCUUAUUGUCAACAUAUGCGUAUGUGUGCUGGCGCUCCUUACGAUUGUCGCCUAUAUCUGGAGCAUGGCCAGCAGUACGGGUAUGUUCCGACGUCGCAUCUUUGCCAAGUUUGGCAUUUUGGCUGCACUGCAGCUCUGCGGUGUCUGCUUGAGUCUGGGCCUGGUAUUUUGCAUAGCAUUAUUCCUGGAUGCUGUGGGUCUGUCGAUGUCUUGGUUCUCUCACACAUGGAUGGUCUUCGGCUUGUACUUUUGCCCCAUGUUCUUUGGCCUGGGCAUACUGCCCGCCAUUUAUUUCAGUCGCACCAAGGAGCAUGGUCUACCACUUGGGUAUGGCAUUCAGCUGUUAAUGCACUCGCAUUGCUUAAUAUUGACAGUGAUUACCAUUGUAAUGAUAUCGUUCAACAUAAGAUCGGCCUUUAUACUGCUCAUCUGCAUUGGCUUCUAUACGAUUUCAGUUCUUAUCAAUAUGGCUACAUGUGCGCACAAAACAAAUUUUAUGUGGCUCAUACCUCACUGUAUAUUACAAUUGCUGCCCUUCAUGUUUUACACAUAUUGUUGCUAUGCAUUUUAUGUUGUAUUCGUGCCAAUGCAGGGUCGGGAAGGUAAUACAAAUCCUGAAAUACUCAUUGGGGGCUUUACGGCACUGUUUUGUUGUCUCCUUUCUCCGUUCCUGAUACCGUUGCUCUGCCUGUUCCGCAAAUCGAAAACUAUCAUCACGCUGUUCGGCAUCUGCACGAUAAUCUUUAUUAUCUUGGCUGCAACACCCGUUGCAUUCCCCUAUGUGGAGAAGACAGCAGUGCAGCGAUUCUUUGCUGUGCAUACGACACGCACCUUCCGCAACGGCGAUGCAGCAAGCACGGUGAACCAUACCGAUGCCGGUUAUUAUGUAAUGCCGGUGGAUCGGCAUCCCAAGUCACUGGACAACAUACUCUUUGAUGGCAGCAACUAUUCAAAGGCCGAUCGUAGCUCUUGUGAAACGGAAAUUAUGUGCGGUUUUCCCAUUUACAGUUCGCGCUGGAUAAAGCCUGCAGCUAACAGCUAUUGGGUGCCUGGUCCCGAGCCCAACAAAGCCUAUAUGCCAACGUUGAAAAUAUUAAACAAAGAGAGCACUUCGAUGACAAAUAUUAUAUUCACUUUGGAGGUUUCAGGACCGGAUCAUACAAGCAUAUUCAUCGAGCCACUGGAUGAUGCCAAACUGGUGGACUGGACCUUCACCAAGGAACCGUUGGAAAAGUCUUUGCCCCCUCCUCAUUACGUAUAUUGGUCAUAUGCACUAGAUCCGACACCCUUACGGUUUAAUUUGGAAUUUGAGCGUGACAGCAACAAUUGGUCUGGUGCAACGUUCAAGAUAGCCAUUAUGGGCCAUAGAAUACACGAUGAUAUGUUUAUAGAGGAGGACUUUCGGGAGUUUCUGGCCAAAUUUCCACCAUGGACACAUGUCAAUGCAUGGAUUGGUUCCUACAACAACUGGCAACUCUAAAAACAGCUCAGAUGUCAGAUAUAGAAAAGUUUGAUAUUCACAACUCGCUGCUCAUACUCUCUACUCAUAGUUUGGUUUUCCGAACUGUUGUUAAGUUUUGGUAUUCCUUCAUACCCUAAACACAAAUUUACAUAUGAUACUCGGACAAACGAACAUCCAUCGAACAAAAAUUGUAUUUAAAUUAAAGAAUUAGAAUU
Drosophila grimshawi is the source of this 2975-nucleotide messenger RNA. RefSeq names its product endoplasmic reticulum metallopeptidase 1. Bases 193 to 2778 code for a protein of 861 amino acids. Gene Ontology annotation, molecular function: metalloexopeptidase activity. The transcript is spliced from 11 exons. Gene Ontology annotation, biological process: proteolysis. The record is from RefSeq and is a predicted model, not a curated record. NCBI's taxonomy places the organism in Eukaryota, Metazoa, Arthropoda, Insecta, Diptera, Drosophilidae.